Molecule: messenger RNA, 2689 nt
Organism: Durio zibethinus
Lineage: Eukaryota; Viridiplantae; Streptophyta; Magnoliopsida; Malvales; Malvaceae
Source: RefSeq, a predicted model, not a curated record
GAAUAGAAAGGAAUAUUUUAAUUUCGAUUAAGAAAAUGAAUACAAAAAUGGGUUUUCAAUCUCCAUCAUGAGGACUUAUAAGGUCAAGCAACGGAGAGGAAACUUGUGAAACUAACGGAAACUCCUACUAGAAUUACUUUCCAAUUGCAAUGGGAACAACAAACGUGGUCUACCUUAUUUAAGCAAGGUUUAUGGGGUCUACCUUGUUCGUCCUAGCUAUCAUUUUAUCAAUUUAGGUUCCUCUCUUUCGAACUCUUUUCUUGAUACGCAUCCCAAAAUCAUGAACAAUACCUAUUUCCUUUUUCUUUCAUUUUUGUUUAUGCAAUGUUUCAUGGCUAGCUUAGCUAUGACUAUGAGGAAUCUCGCCACCGAUCAAUUUGCACUUCUCCAGUUUAAAGACCAUAUCCUUGAUCCUCACAAUGUCUUGGCAAACAAUUGGACAGCCUCCAGCUCUGUUUGCAACUGGCUUGGUGUUUCUUGUGGUGUCGGACAUGGAAGGGUCACAUCCUUGACUCUCCCAAACAUGAAUUUUACAGGAACUAUCCCUCCACAUCUUGGAAAUCUCUCAUUUCUACUCUAUCUCAACUUGAGUAGGAACAAUUUCUAUGGCAAUCUACCCCAAGAAUUGGGGCAACUUCAUCGUUUGAGGCUCAUUCAUUUAAGCUUCAACGGCCUUAAUGGGGUGAUUCCGUCAUGGCUUGGGAAAUUACAUAGAGUUGAACAGUUGCUAAUGAGAAAUAAUAAUUUCACAGGCACAAUUCCUCAAACACUUGUUAACAUGUCCAACCUAGAGAUCUUGAACUUGGGAAACAAUCAACUAUCGGGCACAUGCAACAAGCUUCAAAAAUUAGCAUUGUCUGCUAAUCAAUUCAAUGGGUUCAUUCCAAGAAAUAUUGGAAAUUUAACACAACUCAAAGAAGUAUAUUUGGGUUUAAAUAACUUAGAAGGAGAAAUUCCCGAAGAAAUUGGUAAUCUUUUUAGUUUAGAGAUAUUAAGUGCAAGAAGUAUGGGCCUUACUGGGCUCAUUCCAAAAAGUAUUGGGAAUUUAACCGUGCUCAAAGAAGUAGAUCUAGGUGAAAACAGAUUGGAAGGUAACUUACCCCCCAUGGCUAGCCUUCAAAAACUUGAAAAGCUCGUUCUAUGGCAAAAUAAUCUUAGCGGAAACAUUCUCAACUCCAUCUCUAAUGCUUCCAUGCUCAGGAUGCUUUCCGUAAUAGAUAACUCCUUCUCUGGCCUUAUUCCAAAUACUCUUGGCAACUUAAGACAUCUUGAGUGGUUCCAAAUUAGGGGUAAUCAUUUUAUCACAGAACCUGCUACUCAUGAGUGGAGCUUUCUCUCUUCUUUGGCAAAUUGCAAGAAUUUGACAUUUCUGGAUGUUUCACAAAAUCCAUUGAAUGGCAUUCUUCCAACUUAUAUUGGGAAUCUUUCGACAUCUCUUAAAAAAUUUUUUGCUGAUGACUGUGAGCUUCAAGGUAAUAUUCCAUUAGAAGUCGGCAACUUAAGCAACGUGUUUCUUUUAGAGCUUACCAACAAUAAAAUAAGUGGAUCUAUUCCAGCGACUAUAGGAGGACUACGAAAUGUCCAAAGUUUGACUCUUGAUAUUAAUGAGUUACAAGGGCCCAUCCCUGAAAAAAUCUGUGGUUUGGAGAGAUUAUAUACAUUGGAAUUAUCUUUUAAUAAGCUCAGUGGACCUAUGCCUACUUGUUUGGGUAAUUUGACUUCUUUAAGAAAUCUUUACUUGGGAUCCAACAAAUUGAGUUAUGCAAUACCCUCAAGCUUGUGGAGCCUUCAAGAUAUCUUAGAAAUAGAUUUGUCAUCAAACUACUUUAGCGGCUCACAUCCACUUGAUAUCGGACAUUUAAGGGCACUAAUGUAUUUGAAUUUGUCAAAGAAUCUACUAAUGAGUGAUAUGGUGUCUACAAUUGGGGGCCCUGAAACAUUGGUUUCUUUAGAUUUAUCUAAUAACAAGUUUCAUGGUCAUAUUCCUGAAUCAUUUGGUGGCUUGAUUAGUUUGGAAUUCUUGGAUUUAUGCAAUAACAAUCUCUCUGGAGUUAUUCCCAAAUCAUUGGAAAAGCUUACGAAUCUAAAAUAUUUUAAUGUUUCCUACAAUAGAUUGGAAGGAGAAAUCCCCACUGGAAGAUGUUUUCAAAACUUUUCCUAUAGAUCAUUCAUGAAAAAUUAUGCACUUUGUGGUCCAUCUAGAUUGCUAGUCCCACCUUGCAGGAGUAGCAUCCACAGAAAUUCCAAGUUGACCAUAUUGCGUGUUUUAAGGUAUGGUUUACUAACAAUUGCCACUAUUGUAGUAAUAAUAGUUUUUACUAUUAUAUAUAGAAAAUGCCAAAGUAGGAGUAUAACUCUACCUGUUAAAGAAGAUUUGUUAUCUUUGAAAACAUGGAGAAGAAUUUCAUAUGCUGAACUUUCACAAGCAACUGAUGGAUUUGGAGAAUCCAACUUUCUUGGCUCAGGGAGUUUCGGAUCUGUAUAUAAAGGGAGGCUUUCAGAUGGGAUGAAUGUUGCAAUAAAAGUUUUCAAUUUGCAGAUAGAGGGAGCAUUUAGGAGUUUUGACACUGAAUGUGAAGCUAUGCGUAAUAUAGUCCAUCGCAACCUUGUCAAGGUCAUUACUUGCUCCUCCAAUGUGGACUUCAAAGCCUUGGUGCUGGAUUUCAUGCCUAAUGGAAGAUCAAUAUAA